AUGAGGUUUAUUUUUUGGCUGAUGGGGACGGUGCUGAUGAUAACUGGAUAUGGAUCUGCAGAGGAGUUUUUCGUGAGAUUCAAGACACCUAAAACAUUUGAUACAUUUAUGGGGUCAGGAAUUGAGCGAUUACGUUUGAUCAAGGAUCUUGUACACUGCAGAAUCGGCAGAGCUUUUUCGUUCGGCUCAUUUCGAGGGCUCACAAUCGAUGUGUCCAGCGAAAUAGCGGCGAGGAUCAGGAAAAAUCCUCUAGUGGCAGAGGUGGUGCCAAAUGUCGUGUUCAACGCGUUUGAGCACGACGACCGUCAGCGAGGGUCACGGUUUCACUAUGAUCCGCGGUUCACUAAAUUACAGCGAGGUGCUCCAAGGCAUUUGUCCCGUCUGUCUCGUCGAUCACAGUUACCGUAUAAUUCCAACGGCGAAGAGGGCCGUCCUGCCCGCUUCAAUUAUUACUACGACAAGAAGCAUCGUGGCGAGGGUGUUAACGCAUAUAUAGUCGAUACUGGGAUCUACAAGGAACAUGAGGAUUUCCAAGGAAGGGCGAUAUUUGGUCUAGAUCUCACCGGUGAGGGGCCAGGCGACGGAAAUGGCCAUGGUACUCAUGUCGCAGGGAUAGUGGGUUCGAAGAGUUUUGGAGUAGCUAAGGGGGUGACUAUGGUGGAGGUGAAAGCGCUGAACGCUAAAGGGCAGGGGAACUUGACCACGGUGAUCAGCGCAAUGGAGUUUUCUGUAAAUCAUUGCCGGUCGUCAAAUAGAAAAGGCUGUGUGAUAAAUUUGAGUCUUGGCGCUAUCCGAAAUUCUGUCAUUAAUCAAGCCGUGAAGGCCGCUCAUGAGGCUGGUAUGGUAAUUGUCGUUGCUGCGGGCAAUUCCAACAUCAAUGCUUGUUGGAACAGCCCCGCAUCUGCUUCCCAGGCAAUAUCAGUGGGUGCUUUUGAUGACCGAACGGACACGAUCGCGAAGUUCAGCAACUGGGGGUCCUGUGUCGAUAUCUUUGCCCCGGGCGUCAGAGUCUGCUCCUUGUCAAGCCUUCCGCCGUAUAAACCAACGGUAUUUUCCGGUACUUCAAUGGCAUCGCCUAGCAUUACAGGGCUGGCGGCUAUCCUGUUAGACAAAGGUGUAAAACACACUGAAAUCAAGGAUCACAUAAUAGGAAUGUCGACGAGUGAUGUAUUUCAGAGGCGAACCUUGAUCUUCAAGCCAGGCACUCCCAAUCGCGUGGCUUUCAACGGAGUCGACAAGUCGGACGACAGAUUCAGCAAUCCUGUCUACCAAGCUAUCAACGACGAUUCGCUGAUCGACGACUUAAGAAGCUAUCAACCGGGCCUGGAGAAAUUACGAUCGAUUGCAGACGGUGGCGUCACCAUAAACAAUCCCAAAGACGACAGUCCACGGCCCGAUUGUUAUCCCAACCCAAGUAAGAGAACUGUCUUAUCGCCCUGA
Torulaspora globosa is the source of this 1440-nucleotide messenger RNA. RefSeq names its product Rrt12p (gene RRT12). Gene Ontology annotation, molecular function: serine-type endopeptidase activity. Gene Ontology annotation, biological process: proteolysis. Lineage: Eukaryota; Fungi; Ascomycota; Saccharomycetes; Saccharomycetales; Saccharomycetaceae. The coding region runs from base 1 to 1440 and encodes 479 amino acids. The transcript has a single exon. The record is from RefSeq and is a predicted model, not a curated record.